Molecule: messenger RNA, 963 nt
Organism: Cucurbita pepo subsp. pepo (vegetable marrow)
Lineage: Eukaryota; Viridiplantae; Streptophyta; Magnoliopsida; Cucurbitales; Cucurbitaceae
Gene: CSD2
Product: copper/zinc superoxide dismutase 2
Biological process (GO): superoxide metabolic process
Molecular function (GO): copper ion binding
Source: RefSeq, a predicted model, not a curated record
UGGCACACAUCUACUAGAAGCCUCCAUUUUUCGUUAUCCCUUCUCCAUCGACAGUUCCCCAUAGCAAAUGCAAGCAGUUCUCGCAGCCAUGGCGGCGCAAUCCCUCAUCUCUGCCUCCCCUUCCACCUACAUCCAAGUGUCCCCCUUCUCAAUUUCUUCCCCUCCGCCUUCCCUAAUCUCCUCCUUCCAUGGCGCCUCUCUCAAGCUACCUCGCCACUCCCUCUCCCUAGCAGCCUCCGUCGCCCCCAAGCCUUUUGUUGUCGUUGCCGCUACAAAGAAAGCCGUCGCCGUUCUCAAGGGUACUUCCAAUGUUGAAGGCGUCGUCACGCUGACCCAAGAAGACGAUGGUCCAACAACAGUAAAUGUUCGUAUUACCGGGCUCACGGAAGGGCUUCAUGGAUUCCAUCUUCAUGAGUAUGGAGACACAACAAAUGGAUGCAUUUCUACAGGACCACAUUUCAAUCCUAAUAAGUUAACUCAUGGAGCUCCUGAGGACGAAAUCCGUCAUGCGGGUGACCUGGGAAACAUUGUUGCCAAGGCUGAUGGAGUAGCGGAGGCAACCAUUGUAGAUAAUCAGAUUCCUCUCAGUGGCCCCAACUCCGUAGUUGGAAGAGCCUUUGUGGUACAUGAGCUUGCGGAUGAUCUUGGAAAAGGAGGUCAUGAACUCAGUUCAACCACAGGCAACGCUGGUGGAAGAUUGGCAUGUGGUGUCGUCGGGCUGACUCCCGUGUAAUGGCAACAUACGAACUGCUAGCCUACAAGGUCAUGAGCUAUACGGGCACUGUUGGCAGCUUGUUGUCACCCGCUUCUCCACAGGCAUGAGUUUCUUUUCUCUUGCCUAGCACAUAUAUUGCCUUGGGAAGACGGUUCAAUUGUUUUCACGUUGAUAUCUGUUUUACUGUGGCUUCCAUUAGUUGAAUAAAAUUGACUUGCUACUUCUGAGAUAUAAUGAUCUUCCUUUCA